UUUGUCGGCGUAGGUUUCUGGUAGUAGUAUUAGAAAAAUAAGAACAAGAAAAAAAGAAGCAGUUGUGGAAAAUUUGGAAAAAGGAAAUAAAAUUCAAAGAAAAAUUGCAGAAAUCUUUAUUACAAACGAUAAGAAAUAGUGUAUAUGUCGUGAAAAAUUGGGACAAUCAAGGAAAAUUGUAUAAUUUCUGAAAAUUAUUUAACAAUUGGAAGCUGAAAAGGCAUUUUCCAGCAAAAUGAGUGUGCUAACAUAUCCACCCACAAAUGAAGAGGAAAUAUUUCGCCAUUGUACCAAAGAAUGCGGCAUCAUAACAUCUACAGAGGAUCAGCAAUAUUUUGCGCUUGGAUGCCUAACAUGUUCGGAGAAAUUUAUGUAUUUCGACGCUUUCAUAGAACACAUGCAAACAAUGCAUGUUUCCUAUGACAAUAGUGGUGGUAGUGUUUAUGGCCGUAACUCAAACAAUGGUGAAAGAAGUAAACUUAAACGACGUCUGGAACAUGAUAGUGAAGAAGAUUUGACGACAAUGCUACUGCCACCGGUGGUAAUGAUUAAGGAGGAAAAGAUAGAUGAGGAUGAUGAUGGAAAUGGAGCUCUUAUACAAAAUGAGCCUUUGGCUAACGAUGAUGAUGAUGAUUAUACCGGAGGUUAUUACAGUGUUAAACAAGAGCAAACAGAUCCGGAAAUCAGUAUGGAAGUUGGCGAUUCCAGUUAUAUGGGUGACUCAUUUGGUAGUUACAAUGAUGAAUAUGCCGGUGACGACGAUGACCUAGAACAAAGUAAUAAUGGUGAUGACACCAACUAUGAUGAUUUAGUUGAAGAAUCUUUAUUGGAGAAUACCGCCUCAGUUGGCGUCACCAGUCAUAUAAAAGAUCGCAAAAUGAUACAAUUUCUUAUUGACGCCUAUCGUCGUAAUACAUUUCUGUGGGAUCAUCGUCACCCACAAUUUCGUGAUCGUGUGCGACGCAGUCAAUUUAUUGACUACAUAAAUUCCGAAUUCAAAAAACGUUUCAAUCUUACUCUCGCUAAAGAUGCUGUCACUCGUAAGUGGGACAAUUUACGUACAGUCUAUAAACGUGAAUGCAAUCGUAUGGCUUUGGAAAAGACAAACGUCAGUACAUUGUGGUAUUUCAAAGAAUUACAUUUUCUUAAUCGUCUCUAUGGUGGUAAUCAAAAAAUAUCGGAUGCUGUUGUUAAGGAAACCGUAUAUCGCAGACGUUAUUCAGCUUUAUGGAAUGAUAUUUCUACCAAUAAAAUGCUACAGUUACUGAAAUGUUAUCCUUGCUUCUAUGACAAAUACAAUAUAGAUUAUCGUAGUAAAGAGAAACGUGGAGAAGCCCUUCAAAGAAUGGUCAAUGAAUUGGUAGGCUAUAUUGAUGUAACAACUAUACAAAUUUCCAAGCGUAUUUCCCAAUUGCGUUUUGAUUAUUCGAAACAAAAACAAGAACGUUUAAUGUGUGAAAUGAGUGGAAGAGCCUUUUCGCCCACAUACAGUUAUUAUGAGGCUAUGUUUUUCAUGGAUAAUGAUAUAGCACCAUUUAAAUGUGAACACUGUCCCAUGAUUUUGAAUUCACCACGUGAACUGGACACCCAUUUGCUAACACACCAGCAUAAAAUACAACAGCAACCUCAUCCUGUGUCUGGAGCUUCAGCAUCAAAAUUAUACCACUCUGGAGUUGGUGGAUCAAAUAUGGGUGGCUCCAACUACUAUUGUCCAGUUUGUCAGCUGGGCUUCAAUGAUUUAGAACAAUACACACGUCAUAAGCAAAUACAUCCUGCUCUGAAAGAAGUUAAAUAUCAUUGCGACUUGUGUACGGCCAGUUUUCGUGAAAAGAGCAAUUUCGACGAACAUAUGCGAAGGCAUAAUGACGAACUUCUAUUGCCUGAUUUAACAUCUAUGAACCCGGAUGAUGGUGAGGAAGAAUUAAUAACAGACGACAGAAUAGCCAACAGUUCACCCACACGAUCAGAUGAUGGACGUGGUUUUCGCUGUCACUAUCCCAACUGCGCUAAACAGUUUACUACACGCAACACUAUGAUGGAUCAUGUCAAGUCACAUUACAACGAGGAGGAAUUCAGCUGCGAUAUCUGUGGUAAGGUAUUUAGAUCUAUUAAGAAUUUACAAAAUCACAAACAAAUUCACGAUGCUGUUAAGAAAUAUAUUUGUAAAAUAUGUGGUUCAGCUUUUGCCCAGGCGGCUGGUUUAUACUUACAUAAACGGCGACACAAUCGACAACAACUAGAACGUACUUAAGCUUUUUAACAAUUUUUCUUAAAACUUAUCAUUCAUUACUGCUAUAUAUUAUUAAUUUUAGUUUUUGUUUGAUUUAUUCUCUAAGUGUGCACAAGAUAUUUAUGUAAGAUUAUAUAGGCCUCAUUCGUAAACAAAUUUUAAAUUUAUCAAAAGUUUUAUAAAACUAAAAUUUUAUAUGGAAAUUUUGUUUAAUACAACUUUGAUAAACUUUUAACUUGAUUGUGAAAUAGGCAAUAAGAGAGUAUUAUAGAACUCUAGAAAAUAUCAAGGACAAACAAACAUUCUAUUGCUUUUUUGUUCUUGUCUUACUAGUUAUGUACUUUUAUAUUUAAUUGAACAGUUAUUAAAUUAUUAUUUAACAUGGUCC
This is a messenger RNA of Lucilia sericata (common green bottle fly), 2618 nucleotides long. RefSeq names its product zinc finger protein 879. The record is from RefSeq and is a predicted model, not a curated record. The coding region runs from base 236 to 2251 and encodes 671 amino acids. Gene Ontology annotation, biological process: regulation of transcription by RNA polymerase II. Gene Ontology annotation, cellular component: nucleus. Gene Ontology annotation, molecular function: DNA-binding transcription factor activity, RNA polymerase II-specific; RNA polymerase II transcription regulatory region sequence-specific DNA binding. NCBI's taxonomy places the organism in Eukaryota, Metazoa, Arthropoda, Insecta, Diptera, Calliphoridae. The transcript is spliced from 3 exons.